Uranotaenia lowii is the source of this 1410-nucleotide messenger RNA. RefSeq lists its product as uncharacterized. The transcript has 2 exons. NCBI's taxonomy places the organism in Eukaryota, Metazoa, Arthropoda, Insecta, Diptera, Culicidae. The record is from RefSeq and is a predicted model, not a curated record. The coding region runs from base 1 to 1410 and encodes 469 amino acids.
AUGUUCAUAAUCAACGAGAUUGCAAGAAAGUACGGAAGGAUCGUAGAAAACUAUUGGAUUCAUAAGGACGUCAUCCGCAGCCGAAAGUUUCUCCGAGAACACAACGAACUGAUCAUCACGAAAGCAGACAAAGGGAAUAAAACCGUCGUGAUGCUAGCGACUGAGUACAGCGAAAAAAUGACAGCAAUGGUAAGUGAUACAACAACGUACACACCACUAACCGCAGAUCCAACGGAAAAAAUACUUAAACGUAUUAACACGAUGUUGGAUUUGUGGCACGAAAACAAGUACAUUACCACUUACACAAAAAAUAAAUUAAAACUAUUCAACUGCCCACCGCCGAGGAUUUACGGUCUCCCCAAAAUCCAUAAAGAAGAUCGUCCACUUCGACCUGUGGUGUCAACAGUCGGGUCAGCUACGUACCGCAUGGCUCAGUUUUUAGCCAACGUACUGCAAAACGUCGUCGGCAAAACUGAACACCACGUGCGCAGUAGUUUCGACUUCGCGUCGGAAAUUACCAACAUUCGGGUCCCCGAAGGUUAUAUCAUUUACUCAUUGGACGUCGUGUCGCUCUACACGAACGUGCCAGUCCAAAAUGUGUAUGAAAUAAUAGAGCAAAAGUGGCGGGAAAUUAGCGAAUACACGCCGAUACCAUGGACUGAAUUCAAACGCGCCCUUCAAACAAUUCUAGGAGCGUCGUUUUUUCAGUACAAUGGUAAAAUAUUUGAACAAACGUUUGGUACACCGAUGGGCUCUCCUCUAUCUCCUGUAGUAGCGUCUCUCCUAAUGGAACAACUCGAGGAAAGAGCCAUCCAAAAUCUACGAGAUAAAGACGUCAAUCUCGUGAUGUACAAACGUUAUGUUGAUGACUGCUUGAUCAUUGGCAAGGAGAGUGACAUAGAUCACGUGCUAGCUGAAUUCAACAACCAAUGCAGCAGCAUAAAAUUCACUCUUGAAAAAGAAAUAGAUAAUACAUUGCGAUUCUUAGAUCUCAAACUCUUCAGAAAUCAAGGAAAAGUUGAGAAAAAUUGGUACACAAAACAAGAAAAUGGGAGAUACUUAGAUUUUUACUCAGAAAGUCCAUACGUACAUAAAAAGAACACCGCAAUUGCGCUAAUUGAUCGAGCGCUUAAACUUAGUGACAUAGACAAACGGCAAAUGAGCAUCAAAAAAGUUAAAAGAAUAUUGCACCAAAAUAAUUACCCGGAUGAAUUCAUCAACUACGUUCUAAAAAAGAGGCUCAAUAAUCAAAAAACUAAGAGCGACGCCACAGUUCUCAAGAAAGAAUUCGAAAACGACGACCCCAAACACGACGACAACAACCGACUGCACGACGUCACCAAGAACGCAAAACGCAAGCUACUAGAAGCGAUUCAAAAUCUGACUCAAAGUAAGUUAGACAGCCGUUAG